AUGGUGCACGUCGUUGCUGUGGCCGGCGGUCAAGGGGAUGUCGGCAGAACGAUUGUCGAGGUUCUCAGCCAGAAUCCGCAUAACCAGGUUUUAGUGCUGUCUCGCAAGAAGCUCGAUGACGGGUCUACGGUUUAUGUAGAUUACACCGACGUGUCUCACAUUCGUGAUUCGCUUGACAAAAACAACGUUGAAGUUGUUAUCUCAUGUCUGAACGUCAUCAGUCCGGAAGCUAGUCAAGCAGAAGUCAACUUGGCUCGAGCCUGUGACUCUUGCAGUACCACUCGCAGGUUUAUCGCUAGCCAAUGUUCAUCUUGGCUAAAUAUCUUUACUAGAUCACCCCUACCCGACUUCUCAGCUGCUACUCUCGCCGUGCUUUCGGAAACAAAGCUUGAGUACACCGUCGUCUCCAACAGGCAUUUCUCAGAUUACUAUGGAUAUCCGAAAGUCAAGACUUAUCUUAGACAUGCUGAUUUUCUCGUCGACAUAGCCAACAAAACGGCGGCUAUUCCAGGUUCUGGCAAAGACAAGGUUGCUUUCACGUACAGCUUCGACGUUGCACGUUUUGUGGACGCUUUGAUAAGCACGGAGGAGAAAUGGCCAACGCAAAGUGCCAUUAUCGGUGAGAAGAUCACGGUUAACGAGAUUGUUGCCAUUCUAACCUAUGCAGGUGAACGAUUCUUUGUGGUCUAUGACAAUGUCGACAAGUUGAAAUCUCUGCAGGUGACGGAACUUCCGUCACAUAUGGAGGCAUACAAAUUGUUUCCCAAGCCGAUGUUGCAGACUUUGUUCUCUGUUAUAGGCUUGUGGAUUACUGAAGGCCGAUUUGAUUUGGCUUAUGAAGGAUCACUCAAUCAGAUGUUUCCCCAUAUUGAGUUGACAUCUGUGAAGGAACUAAUUGAUCGGGCAUGGAAGGCUUAG
Molecule: messenger RNA, 918 nt
Organism: Fusarium redolens
Lineage: Eukaryota; Fungi; Ascomycota; Sordariomycetes; Hypocreales; Nectriaceae
Exons: 4
Coding region: 1-918 (305 amino acids)
Source: RefSeq, a predicted model, not a curated record